This is a messenger RNA of Microdochium trichocladiopsis, 363 nucleotides long. RefSeq lists its product as uncharacterized. NCBI's taxonomy places the organism in Eukaryota, Fungi, Ascomycota, Sordariomycetes, Xylariales, Microdochiaceae. The coding region runs from base 1 to 363 and encodes 120 amino acids. The transcript is spliced from 2 exons. Gene Ontology annotation, molecular function: NAD+ poly-ADP-ribosyltransferase activity. The record is from RefSeq and is a predicted model, not a curated record.
AUGGACUGGCGGUUUCACGGUGCACUCGCACUGCCAUGUUCCUUGAGUCACGGUUUCAGACGCCUGGAAGAUCCUACAUCGACCGAAUACAGGGAACUUUGCCAGUAUUUAUUCGGCUCGAAUCAGCCUACUCACAAGAUGAGCUUCGAGAUCAAGGAUAUCUACGAAGUCUUUGUCAAAACCAGAGCGAGAAACGCAUAUGAUGACUGGAUUCAGAGUCGCGAGGACCGCGACACCGAGGAGCGCCUGCUUUUAUGGCACGGUACUAGGCUCUCUUCGCUGCAUGGCAUCUUGGAUGUGGGUCUGCAGAUCCGACGGCGUGGCGUCUUGUACACUGGCACCAUCGGGGGACAUCAUUCUUAA